AUUUAGGAGUGUGAUUAGUCGUUCACUUCAGCUGAGAGCCAGAUGUUUUGGUUAGUUGGUUCAAUCGCUGCUGAACAUCAUGAUCCGGUUCCUGGUGUGUUUCCUGUGCUUUCUUCUGACUGCCUCUGGAAAGUCCAUAAAGAUGGACGAGGAGAACCCAGAGUUCUGGAGAUCUCAGGCUCAGGCUACGCUAAACUCGGCUCUCAGGAGGAAACUCAAUGCUAAUGUGGCUAAAAACAUUGUUCUGUUUCUUGGAGAUGGAAUGGGCAUCACUACUAUCACAGCUGCUCGCAUACUGAAAGGCCAACUGGAGAAACGUCCAGGUGAGGAGACUGUCAUGACCAUGGACACAUUCCCUUAUGUCGGUCUCGCUAAGGUGUACACAGUAGAUUUUCAGAUCCCAGACAGCGCAGCAACAGGGACAGCAUAUCUGUGUGGAGUGAAGACAAAUCUGAAUGUUGUGGGUUUGAGUGCCUCUGCACGGAAUGGUGUGUGUCGCACACAGACAGGAAAUGAGGUCACAUCCAUCCUUAAAUGGGCUAAAGAUGCAGGAAAGUCAGUUGGCAUAGUAACAACGACCCGUGUACAACACGCCACUCCAGCGGCUUCUUACGCCCACAGUGCCAGCAGGAAGUGGUACAGUGACGCAGACAUGCCCGCAGCGGCCAAGAGAGAUGGCUGCACUGACAUUGCCUCCCAGCUCAUCUCCAACACCGACAUUGAUGUGAUUAUUGGUGGUGGCCGUAAGUACAUGACCCCUAAAGACACGGUGGACCCCGAGUACCCCACUGACCUGAAAUCAGCUGGCACAAGAGAGGAUGAACGCAACCUCAUAAAUGAGUGGAUCAGCCUGAAGGAGAGAAAGGUCGCUCACUAUGUGUGGAAUAAGACAGAGUUUGAUGCGGUGGACCCCAAGACUACAGACUACCUUAUGGCCCUGUUUGAACCCGGUGACCUGAGGUUCGAGGUGGAGAGAGACCCACUCACAGAUCCAUCUAUUACGGAGAUGACAGAGAAAGCCAUCCGCAUCCUACAGAAGAACCCAAGAGGAUUCUUUCUGCUGGUGGAGGGUGGACGUAUCGAUCAGGGACAUCACGCUAGUCGUGCCUCUAUGGCACUACAUGAGACUGUUGCCCUUGACAAUGCUGUUGCCCGGGCACUAGAGCUGACCAAUGAGGAAGAGACACUAACUGUUGUCACUGCUGACCACUCCCACUCGCUCUCGUUUAAUGGGUAUCCCUUCAGAGGAAACAGCAUUCUGGGUAAAUCUCCUGUUUUCGGGACUGACCUGCUCCCGUAUACCACUCUGAUGUACGGAAACGGCCCUGGACACAAAAUCAUCAACAACAAACGACCAGACAUUCGCAAAGUGGACACCAAGAGUAAGGACUACGUGCAGCUGGCUGCGGUUCCUCUCGAUACGGAGACUCAUGGUGGUGAGGAUGUGGCCGUGUUGGCUCGAGGACCCAUGGCUCAUCUCUUUCAGGGCAUUAAUGAGCAGAACUACAUUGCUCAUGCCAUGGCCUAUGCAGCCUGUGUGGGAACCAAUCAGAAUCACUGCUACACUGCAUGAAGCUCUGUCCCAUACAUGCCUUGAUUUAAUCAAUGUAUAAUAUAGUAUAAUAUAGUAUAAUCAGUUCCUCAUUCUGAUCCUUUAAUCAUAAUUGUAAUAAAAAUUAAUCCUUAACCAAAUAAAAAAAA
This is a messenger RNA of Tachysurus fulvidraco (yellow catfish), 1701 nucleotides long. RefSeq names its product alkaline phosphatase 3 (gene alp3). The transcript is spliced from 11 exons. Gene Ontology annotation, molecular function: alkaline phosphatase activity. The record is from RefSeq and is a predicted model, not a curated record. Gene Ontology annotation, cellular component: plasma membrane. Gene Ontology annotation, biological process: dephosphorylation. The coding region runs from base 80 to 1573 and encodes 497 amino acids. Lineage: Eukaryota; Metazoa; Chordata; Actinopteri; Siluriformes; Bagridae.